Messenger RNA from Rhea pennata, 995 nucleotides. Its product is annotated as granulocyte-macrophage colony-stimulating factor receptor subunit alpha-like. Lineage: Eukaryota; Metazoa; Chordata; Aves; Rheiformes; Rheidae. The coding region runs from base 7 to 903 and encodes 298 amino acids. Gene Ontology annotation, cellular component: membrane; external side of plasma membrane. The record is from RefSeq and is a predicted model, not a curated record. Gene Ontology annotation, molecular function: cytokine receptor activity; protein binding. The transcript has 9 exons. Gene Ontology annotation, biological process: cytokine-mediated signaling pathway.
AGGGAAAUGGGCUUUCAAGGAGGAGGUAUGAAUGGGACAGCUAUUGAAAAUUUCAUCUGUGUGAUUUAUAAUGUUUCCUUCAUGAAUUGCACUUGGCAUGUAGGCAGGACUGCUCCAGGAGAUACCCAAUAUUUUCUGUACUGGAAGAGCUCAAGGAGAGAAGAAUUCAUGGGAUGCCAGAAUUACAUCAAAGAUAAUUGUGGAAGGCAUACAGGAUGUAGAUUCCAAAAUGUGACAAUUAAAAAUAAGAUGGCUCAUUUCCUGGUAAAUGCAUCUAGCAGUGGACAAGCCAUUAAGCCCUUUGAGAAGAAGAUUGCUUUGUACAAAAUUGAAAAGCUCACCCCUCCUUUAAAUGUCACUGUGAACUGUACUGGAGUUUCGUAUGGUUGUGAAAUUCAGUGGCAACCACCUCGCACAAGUCAUGUUAAAAGAGAUGCUUGUUUCAAAUAUGAAAUUGUCAUAGAAAACACGGCUGAUCCUGGGAAGAGCAUGAAAGAUGCAUCUAAAAUAAAAAGCAACAUCACAGGAAGAUCAUACAUAUUUCAAAACUUCAAUGCAGAAAAAAGGUACAGCGUCAAAAUCAGAGCAACUGACAACGGUUGUUUAGUGAGCCAGACCUGGGGGGAAUGGAGUAUACCCGUUGAGUUCGGAAGAGAACACCUUAUGUCUACUUCAGGAUAUACUCUGUUUCUAUUAUCACUGAUAACAGCAAGUCUCGUAUUUUUUAUCUGCAUAGUAACUUGUUUGAAAACAACAUCUACUCCAGUACCACAGCCAAAAGAUCCAUUCCAUGAGAUCUCACCUAUGCAUUUCCAGAUAGCAUAUGAGAAUCAAUUAAUAAAGCAUGAAGCUGAAGAAAUAAUAACAACGAUUGAAGAAAUGGAUGAUAUGCAAGUGAAAUGAGCUUUAUGAAUUUUUCUGCACGUUUAUAUACUUUGUUUCUCUAUCUUGUGGGCAGAGAUAACAGUAGAGGCAGUUCCUCAAGAAUCUUUACU